UUGGCAGUUAGCAUUCGGUGGGUGCGCACGAUCAGAUUUUUUUUAAUCGAGCAAAAAUCAAAAUGAAGGCAAUAACGUUGGCUGUUUUCGCUGUUCUAUUAGUGGUGGUGUCCUGCCGGCCAGACAAGCCAGAUCUGAAGCAGUUAAAAGCGGAGGCAGAGCGCAAGAAAGCCUGCAUGCAGGAUUGUACCAAGGUCAAAUUCGAGCCUGUGUGCGCAGGCAAGCAAGGGGAGAAACCAAAGUCGUUUGGUAGCGAAUGCGUUAUGAAUAACUACAACUGCGAGCACAAAGACACUCUGUCUCGAGUCAGCAAAGGUGAAUGCCCUGGGUCUGAUGGCAUUCGUCUCUCCUAAAUUUCUGCCUCCCUGAUGUGGACGUCAGAUGUUUAUUUUUCUUUUUACUGGAUUAAGUUUUAAAAUUUUAUUUUAUUAGACGUUUCAUUUAGUAUUUAUAGCUACUUCAGAAGAACUCACUGUUCCAAAGUUGGGUUUAAAGAGAGAGUUAAGAGAGUACAGUAAAACCCUACUGAUUUACCGAUUCUUUUUUUUGUAUACUGUGCGGUAAUUUUUAAAAGACCUGGCACCGGAUAGGUGAGCCAUAUAAGUUGUGUUUUACCGUACAAAAUUUUUGCUUGUGAGUCUACUUUUACAUUUUAAGAUAACGAAGCAUAUUCGCUUGUUGUAUCCACUUUUCAAAGACGCUGUGAUGUUAAAGGAUAUGUAACAAAUGCUUUUAGUGAUAUCUUUACUAUUUUGCUUUUUACCAAUUUAAGAAUAUGUUUGAUAAUAUACUUUUUCUAUAU
Molecule: messenger RNA, 802 nt
Organism: Diatraea saccharalis (sugarcane borer)
Lineage: Eukaryota; Metazoa; Arthropoda; Insecta; Lepidoptera; Crambidae
Source: the annotation of a GenBank genome assembly